UUACAGGGAGCAGGAACAGGCACAGGAUCGACCACAGGAGUAUCUCAUGCGUCUCUGAGCACAAUGAGUGUGGAAGCUGUGUGUGAGAAGCUAAAGCAGAUAGAUGGUCUGGACCAGAGCAUGCUGCCUCAGUACUCUGCAACUGUAAAAAAGGCAAAUAUAAAUGGCCGUGUCUUGGCUCAGUGCAACAUUGAUGAGCUGAAGAAAGAAAUGAAUAUGAAUUUUGGUGACUGGCACCUGUUCAGAAGCAUGGUACUUGAAAUGAGAAGUUCAGAAAAUCAGACUGUUCAGGAAGAUCCUCGUGGAGCAGCUGAGCAUGUUACGACUGCCAUGCCUCACAAUGAACUUACUCGCCGUCCUGGGCAUAACACCGAGUUGCCUCACACUGAGCUGACAGGUCUUUCUGGUCAAGCUCCUUACACACUUAAUUUCAGCUUUGAAGAACUCAACACAAUCGGCCUGGAUGAAGCUCCCCCACGCCAUAGUAACUUAAGCUGGCAGUCACAAACUCGUAGAACUCCAAGUCUUUCAAGUCUUAACUCUCAAGAUUCUAGUAUUGAAAUAUCAAAGCUUACUGACAAGGUACAGGCAGAGUACAGAGAUGCAUAUAGAGAGUAUAUUGCUCAAAUGUCACAGUUAGAAGGAGGUGCCAAUUCUACUACAGUGAGUGGUAGGUCCUCCCCUCACAGCUCAAGUGCUUUCUAUAUGGGCCAGAGUACAUCAGGGGGUUCCUUGCACUCCAGUGCAGAACAGGAAAAAGGAAAAGAUGGUGAACAGAAACAAGAUGAUGGAAGAAAAUCCUUCUUGCUGAAGAGGAAUGAUGUUGUCGAUUACAGUACUUCAGGUGUUUCUACUAACGAUGCAUCUCCUUUGGAUCCUAUUACUGAAGAAGAUGAAAAAUCUGAUCAGUCUGGUUCCAAACUUCUCCCAGGAAAGAAGUCUUCGGAAAGAACAAGUAUUUUCCAGGCUGCAGAUUUAAAGCUUAAGGGAGUUACUCUCCGAUAUCAGAAACUUCCCAGUGAUGAAGAUGAGUCAGGAACUGAGGAAUCAGAUAAUACUCCUCUUCUUAAGGAAGGUAAAGAUAAGAAAACAGAUAGCAAAAUAGAGAAGCAGCCCAAAUCUCCAGAACAUGGUUCUGAACCUAUUAGAACCUUCAUCAAAGCAAAGGAGUAUUUGACAGAUGCCCUUUUGGACAAGAAAGAUUCGUCUGACUCUGGCGUAAGAUCCAACGAAAGUUCUCCAAAUCAUUCCCUCCAUAAUGAAGGAGCAGAUGAUUCGCAGCUUGAAAAGGCAAAUCUUAUUGAGCUUGAAGAUGACAGCCACAGUGCAAAGAGAGGAAUUCCACACAGCCUGAGUGGCCUUCAAGAUCCAGCUGUGGUUCGCAUGUCCAUCUGCUCAGAAGACAAGAAGAGCCCUUCUGAAAGCAGUCUGAUAGCGAGCAGCCCAGAAGAGAACUGGCCAGCUUGCCAGAAGGUCUAUAACUUAAACAGAACCCCUAGUACAGUCACUCUAAAUAACAACAGUGCUCCAAGCAACCGAGCUAAUCAAAAUUUUGAAGAAAUACAAGGUAUCAGAGAUUCAUCACAAAUUAUCCUGCACCCUGGCUCAGGUUCCAAUCCGAGUGCGGUUCAGAAUGAGAACCUGAAGAGCUCUGCCCACAAGCGGAGCCAGCGUUCGAGUUACACCAGGCUGUCAAAAGAUUCAGCAGAGCUCCACACUGUUGCAGCCUCAGAGGGGGCUGGUUUUGGAGAAGAGAGAGAGAGUAUCCUGUAAAAAGCAGCCAGGUUGAAACAGAGUAUGCCCAUGAGUUGUAGCUUCCUUGGAAUUCUUUGUCAGUCUGGUUACAUUAAGCUCUGUAGUUUAAGCUUUCAGUAUCGUAAUAGAAAGUCUAGGUUAUUUUCAGUCAUUUUCUUGGAGAGGAGGAGUGAUUCUUACAAGAAGCAAACUCCUUCAGACCUUCCCCACGUAUAAAAGUUGUACUUGUCAGCAUGGAAAAAACAGUUCUUUGUUAAGACAGUGUGCAAAGGUUUGGUAUGGGGUACAUGUUACAGAAGUAAGAAUGGUUUAGUUAUUAAAAUUAUAAUGUGAUUUUACUUUUCUGUUGGGAUAUGUUUUACUUAUCCCUUCUAAACAUUCCAGUUAAUUCUGCAUA
Acanthisitta chloris (rifleman) is the source of this 2152-nucleotide messenger RNA. RefSeq names its product kinase D-interacting substrate of 220 kDa-like. The record is from RefSeq and is a predicted model, not a curated record. The transcript has 4 exons. The coding region runs from base 64 to 1773 and encodes 569 amino acids. Lineage: Eukaryota; Metazoa; Chordata; Aves; Passeriformes; Acanthisittidae.